Kogia breviceps (pygmy sperm whale) is the source of this 1521-nucleotide messenger RNA. RefSeq names its product proteasome 26S subunit, non-ATPase 10 (gene PSMD10). Gene Ontology annotation, molecular function: protein binding. The record is from RefSeq and is a predicted model, not a curated record. NCBI's taxonomy places the organism in Eukaryota, Metazoa, Chordata, Mammalia, Artiodactyla, Physeteridae.
GAUUGCUGGUCAGGCUUCACUGAGAAAGCGAAAUGGAGGGGUGUGUGUCUAACCUAAUGGUCUGCAACCUGGCCUACAGCGGGAAGCUGGAGGAGUUGAAGGAGAGGAUCCUGGCCGAUAAAUCCCUGGCCACUAGGACUGACCAGGACAGCAGAACUGCCUUGCAUUGGGCAUGCUCAGCCGGACAUACAGAAAUUGUUGAAUUCUUGCUGCAACUUGGAGUGCCAGUGAAUGAUAAAGAUGAUGCAGGUUGGUCUCCUCUUCAUAUUGCUGCUUCCGCUGGCCGGGAUGAGAUUGUAAAAGCUCUUUUGGGAAAAGGUGCUCAAGUGAAUGCUGUCAAUCAAAAUGGCUGUACUCCCCUACAUUAUGCAGCUUCCAAAAACAGGCAUGAGAUUGCUGUCAUGUUACUGGAAGGCGGGGCUAAUCCAGACGCUAAGGACCAUUAUGAGGCUACAGCAAUGCACCGGGCAGCAGCCAAGGGUAACUUGAAGAUGAUUCAUAUUCUUCUGUACUACAAAGCUUCCACAAACAUCCAAGACACUGAGGGUAACACUCCUCUACACUUAGCCUGUGAUGAGGAGAGAGUGGAAGAAGCAAAACUGCUGGUGUCCCAAGGAGCAAGUAUUUACAUUGAGAAUAAAGAAGAAAAGACACCCCUGCAAGCAGCCAAAGGUGGUCUGGGUUUAAUACUCAAGAGAAUGGUGGAAAGUUAAGCAGCUUGGAUUUACUCUUACUUUGUAUGUUUUGUGGUUGUCCCCUAAUGUCCUGGAAACUAAUGUACUUGUGCACAAGACAUCAUCUAUGAAUGAUGAAGUUUUUUCAUCUUCCAAGUCUUAUAAACAACCAUGUUGACUAUUGUUCCUGCUGAGGUAUUUUUUUCUUAGCUUACAACUUGCUUUCCAGGCAUUGAAUAACAAUAAUAAUAAUUGAGAUGGUUCUACUGUUGUAUAUUAUUCUGUAUUGAAUCUUGGUUAACUUUGAGUAAGUGAUUCUGUGGCUGUUGUGAGUCUGCAGCACCCUGCCAUGCACCCUCUAUCCCCCUCUGAGGCAGAACAACCCCAAUAGCACCAGGCCAAUUGUUUUGCCAAAUGUUUCUAGGUGGAUUCUAGAAUGUUCUUCCAUACAGUUGAAACACAUCGUAACUCAUUUUUCAAGCCCACUCAGAGGCCUAUGCCAAAUAUUUCUGUUUUUCCCAACAGUAUGGUUUAAUUUGUUUUUGUUAUAGAAGGAAUACUUAUAUAUUGUGAGGAUGAAAUUUUCAGUUCAGAGGGCAUGCUCUCCAAGUUUUGCAUUCAUAAACAGUAAAAUGAAAAAUAAUAGCCUGUGUACCAAUGUAUGUUUUUAAUGAACUAUUUCCCUCCAAAAUAAAGAGUAUUGUUUUUAAAAAGGAAGUUUUAAAGUACCUAUAUUAAGUCACCAUGUAUUGAAAAGAAUGUCAAGCUUGUUAUGAUGUGUAACAAAACUGUGUUUUGAUUUGUAUUUCAGAAACUAAAAAAAUAAAAUGUUGAGAGAAUCUCCCAA